Messenger RNA from Hyla sarda, 3420 nucleotides. It is a transcript of the gene ERC2, whose product is annotated as ELKS/RAB6-interacting/CAST family member 2. Gene Ontology annotation, cellular component: cytoskeleton of presynaptic active zone. Gene Ontology annotation, molecular function: structural constituent of presynaptic active zone. Gene Ontology annotation, biological process: neuromuscular synaptic transmission; maintenance of presynaptic active zone structure; regulation of synaptic plasticity. NCBI's taxonomy places the organism in Eukaryota, Metazoa, Chordata, Amphibia, Anura, Hylidae. Bases 358 to 3420 code for a protein of 1020 amino acids. The record is from RefSeq and is a predicted model, not a curated record. The transcript is spliced from 19 exons.
GCUGCCCCCUAGCUGCGGUUGGGUGUAGCGGGCCCCGGAGCAUGCUGGGAGUGUUGAGUCAUGGGGGCUGUCGGCUCCCGGCUGGGGGAGACGGUGUGAAGAAGACAAGGGUACAAGCGCUGACCUCCUCCCCUGUCACAUCUCUCCCCUCAGACAUGAUCCGGGGGCCGCUCCGAGCCGGACAGAGGCUGGGAUCUCAUCCCAGGAGAGGUUGCCCUUGCUUGAAACGUCUUCAUAAUGAUAAAAGAACAAUGAAAUCUCAAGCAGGUCUCUAGAUGCUGAGAUAGACAUAUUAAUCCCUAUUUAAUAUUAUUUCUAAUCAGUUCUCCCUGUCUGGUACUACAAUACAGCACAGCUAUGUAUGGAAGUGCUCGUACAAUCACUAAUUUGGAAGGCAGUCCUUCCAGAUCGCCUCGUUUACCACGAUCACCUCGAUUGGGCCAUAGAAGAACAAGCAGUGGAGGUGGGGGAGCAGGUAAAACACUGUCAAUGGAGAAUAUCCAGUCCCUUAACGCAGCCUAUGCAACGUCUGGACCCAUGUAUUUGAGUGACCAUGAGGGUGUUGCGUCUACCACAUUUCCAAAAGGAACCAUGACUCUUGGAAGGGCUACUAAUAGAGCUGUCUAUGGUGGAAGAGUCACAGCCAUGGGAAGCAGUCCAAACAUUGCCUCUGCUGGUCUUUCACACACGGAUGUCCUGUCCUACACUGACCAUGUAGGCUUGACCGGCUCUUCUCACCAUCAUCACCACCAUCAUCACCAGGUUCCUUCUAUGUUAAGAGUGAGAGACAACACCAUGCUUGAUCUUCAGGUUCAAAUGAAGGAUCUACAGAGGGAAAAUGAACUUCUACGAAAAGAGCUGGACAUUAAAGACAGCAAACUUGGAUCUUCCAUGAACAGUAUUAAAACAUUUUGGAGCCCAGAACUUAAAAAGGAAAGAGUCCUUCGAAAGGAGGAGGCUGCAAGGAUGUCUGUUCUGAAGGAGCAGAUGAGAGUGUCUCAUGAGGAAAAUCAGCUUUUGGAUUCCUGGAAAACAAAGCAUUUGCAGUUGACCAUCCAGGCCCUUCAAGAUGAGCUGCGAACUCAGAGGGAUCUUAAUCAUCUUCUUCAACAAGAAAGUGGGAACCGAGGGGCAGAACAUUUCACGAUUGAGCUCACGGAGGAGAAUUUCAGAAGGCUUCAGGCAGAGCAUGACCGGCAGGCCAAAGAACUUUUCCUUCUUAGAAAAACGUUAGAAGAAAUGGAACUGAGAAUAGAAACACAAAAACAGACACUAAGUGCCCGUGAUGAGUCCAUCAAAAAGCUUCUUGAGAUGCUUCAAAGUAAAGGGUUGCCUUCAAAGGGGAUGGAAGAAGAAAAUGAGAAAACCCGAAGAAUGGUGGAGGCAGAGUCACAGCUUAACCAUUUAGAAGUGCUUCUAGAUCAAAAGGAUAAAGAAAAUAUUCAUCUAAGAGAGGAGCUGCACAGACGGAAUCAACUCCAGUCCGAAUCGGCCAAGACCAAAGCUCUGCAGACAGUCAUCGAGAUGAAGGAUACCAAAAUAGCUUCCCUUGAGAGAAAUAUCCGAGAUCUAGAGGAUGAAAUCCAAAUCAUCAAAACUAAUGGUGUCCUAAACACAGAAGACCGGGAGGAAGAAAUCAAGCAGAUGGAAGUGUAUAAAAGUCAUUCAAAGUUUAUGAAAAGCAAAAUUGACCAGUUAAAGCUGGAACUGUCAAAGAAGGAAUCAGAACUUCUUGCCUUACAAACCAAACUGGAGACUCUUGGCAAUCAGAACUCAGACUGCAAACAACACAUUGAAGUACUUAAGGAAUCUCUUACUGCCAAAGAACAGAGGGCUGCAAUCCUUCAGACGGAGGUGGAUGCAUUACGGCUGAGACUGGAAGAGAAGGAAUCAUUUCUAAACAAAAAGACCAAGCAGCUUCAAGACCUCACAGAAGAGAAGGGUACUUUGGCCGGAGAGAUCAGGGAUAUGAAGGAUAUGCUGGAAGUCAAAGAGAGAAAAAUUAACGUCCUUCAGAAAAAGAUUGAAAAUCUUCAAGAACAGCUUAGAGACAAGGACAAGCAACUUGGGAACCUGAAAGAUCGAGUCAAAUCCCUGCAGACGGACUCCAGUAAUACAGACACUGCACUGGCAACCUUGGAAGAGGCCCUUUCUGAAAAGGAGAGAAUUAUUGAACGUCUAAAAGAACAAAGAGAGCGGGAUGAUCGAGAAAGACUAGAAGAGAUUGAAAACUACAAGAAGGAGAACAAAGACCUAAAAGAAAAAGUGAACAGUCUGCAGGCAGAGUUGACGGAAAAAGAGACCAGUUUAAUUGACAUGAAGGAACAUGCAUCUACUCUGGCUUCAUCAGGAAUGAAGCGAGACUCCAAGUUGAAAUCUCUUGAAAUGGCCAUCGAACAGAAGAAAGAGGAAUGUAGUAAGUUGGAAGCCCAGUUGAAAAAGCAAGCUGAGCAGUUGUUCAAUCAGAUGUACAAUCCUACACCCGUGGGGCGUAAUGAGAAGCAGGGGGUAUCAUUUCUUUGUGGUUAUGCUCAUGAGGCUGAAGAGGAGGCCAGGAUGAACCCAGACAUGAACGAUAGACUCAAACAGCUGGAUAAAGAAGUUUCUUACUAUAGAGAGGAGUGCAGCAAAGCCCAGGCUGAAGUGGACAGGCUUUUACAGAUUCUGAAGGAAGUGGAAAAUGAAAAAAAUGACAAAGACAAGCAGAUAGCUGAGAUGGAAAGGAUGAUGAAAGACCAGAACAAAAAACCUGCCAAUCUGAAGCACAAUCAGCAAAUGGAGAAAAAAAAGAACACCGAUGACAUUCGUCGGAGGGAUGAUAUUAUACCGGAUAACUCACAACAUCUACAGAUGGAUGAUCUCAUGAAUGCUCUUGAAAAGACAAGACAGGAGCUGGAUUCCACCAAAGCUCGUCUCUCCUCAACUCAACAAUCACUUGCUGACAAGGAAGCACACCUGAACAAUUUGAUGAUAGACCGCCGAAAACAACUUGAAGAGAUCCUGGAGAUGAAGCAGCAGGCUCUACUGGCUGCUAUUAGUGAAAAAGAUGCCAAUAUCGCCUUGCUGGAACUAUCUGCCUCAAAAAAGAAGAAAACCCAGGAUGAAGUGAUUGCUCUGAAGAGAGAGAAGGACAGGCUGGUCCACCAGCUGAAACAGCAGACACAAAACAGGAUGAAGUUAAUAGCAGACAACUAUGAAGAUGACCAUCACCACCAUCAUCAUCACCACCAUCACCACCAUCAUCGUUCUCCUGGGAGAAUGCUCUCUAGCCAUAGACCCUCUCCAGAUCAGGUCCUCAUUAAGCCCAAGACAUUUAGCGCUUUAAAAGUAACAGACCCAGUUCGUGUCAAAUGUAUUGUGAGUGGAAUUUUGCCAAAAAUGUGUUUUAUUAAAAUAAAAGUUAUUUUGGCAGUGGAAUGA